Molecule: messenger RNA, 3171 nt
Organism: Lactuca sativa (garden lettuce)
Lineage: Eukaryota; Viridiplantae; Streptophyta; Magnoliopsida; Asterales; Asteraceae
Product: tRNA synthetase class I (I, L, M and V) family protein
Biological process (GO): leucyl-tRNA aminoacylation
Cellular component (GO): cytosol
Molecular function (GO): ATP binding; leucine-tRNA ligase activity; aminoacyl-tRNA deacylase activity
Source: RefSeq, a predicted model, not a curated record
CAUCCCCAUCCCCAAACACACACUCCUUCCAGUUCUUUGGUAACAGAAUGAUUCAAAUUCAGUGGCUUCUUCCUCCGCAACCACUCACUUCUUCUCUACACCACCACCGCCGGAGUCUUCUAUUCUCCUCCCGCCGACGGUCUCUACCUCCUAAGCCCUCCUCUACUCUUACCUUCUCCAAUGUUUCAACAAAGUACUUCGGGUUUCGAGUGUGUAAUUGUGUCAACAGUGAGAGAAUUACUGAAGAAUCAAAUGAAGUUGUUAAGGUCAGGGCAUAUCCAUUUCACGAAAUUGAGCAGCGGUGGCAGAAAUUUUGGGAUGAAAAUCGAACUUUCCGUACACCUGAUGACGAUGAACUUGACACCUCUAAACCUAAAUUUUACGUUCUGGAUAUGUUUCCUUAUCCAAGUGGAGCUGGUUUACACGUUGGCCAUCCUCUUGGAUACACAGCCACCGACAUUCUUGCUAGAUUUAAACGGAUGCAAGGUUUCAAUGUUCUGCAUCCAAUGGGAUGGGAUGCAUUUGGUUUGCCUGCUGAGCAAUAUGCCAUUGAGACAGGUACUCAUCCAAAGGUCACAACCAUCAAGAACAUUGACAGAUUCCGUACACAGCUUAAAUCUUUAGGCUUCUCAUUUGACUGGGAGAGAGAAAUUUCCACAACAGAACCUGACUACUAUAAAUGGACACAAUGGAUCUUUCUACAGCUUCUCAAGAGAGGAUUGGCAUAUCAGGCUGAGGUAGCAGUCAACUGGUGCCCAGCUUUAGGCACUGUGUUGGCAAAUGAAGAAGUGGUGGAUGGUGUUAGUGAGCGAGGUGGUCAUCCAGUUAUAAGAAAGCCAAUGAGGCAAUGGAUGCUCAAGAUCACUGCAUAUGCAGACCGACUUCUUGAAGAUUUGGAUGAUCUUGAUUGGCCCGAGAGUAUUAAGGAAAUGCAGAGGAAUUGGAUUGGAAGAUCAGAAGGGGCAGAAGUGGACUUUCAUGUUUUGAGUAAAGAUUGUCAAGUUACAGAUGCAAAAAUUACUGUUUAUACCACAAGACCAGAUACCAUAUUUGGAGUAACUUAUUUGGUGUUAGCACCAGAACAUCCCUUGUUAUCAUCCAUAGUAUCUGAGUCCCAACAAAAUAUUGUGGAUGAGUACAAAGAAGUUGCUUCUAGAAAGAGUGAUCUUGAAAGAACUGAGCUUCAAAAGGAGAAAUCUGGAGUCUUUAGUGGUUGUUAUGCUAAAAAUCCAGUCAAUGCUGAAGCUAUCCCUAUAUAUAUUGCUGAUUAUGUUUUAGGGAGCUAUGGGACAGGAGCAAUAAUGGCUGUUCCUGCUCAUGAUUCACGUGAUCAUGAGUUUGCGUUAAAAUAUAAUCUCCCAAUUCAUUGGGUGAUAACUUCAGAUGAAUGUUGUGAUGAUUUUGAAAAACCUUAUUCUGGUGAAGGAAAUGUCAUAAAUUCAUCAAGUUCAACAUCUGGGCUUCACAUUAAUGGAUUACAUAGUAAAGAAGCUGCUGUUGAAGUCAUCAAUUGGGUUGAGAAGACUGGAAAUGGAAAUAGAAAGAUAAAUUACAAGUUGAGAGAUUGGCUUUUUGCUAGGCAACGUUAUUGGGGAGAACCGAUUCCGGUUGUGUUCUUGGAUGAAAAUAGUGAAAGUGAAACUCUUCCAAUUCCGAUUCCGAUUCCGAUUCCGGAAACUGAACUUCCACUUACCCUUCCUGAGCUUGAUGAUUUUACUCCAACUGGCACUGGGGACCCACCACUUUCAAAAGCUGUGUCUUGGGUUAAUACGAUAGAGUCUUCUUCUGGAAAGCCAGCUAAGCGUGAAACAAACACUAUGCCACAAUGGGCUGGUUCUUGCUGGUACUAUUUAAGAUUUAUGGAUCCUAAAAAUUCAUCCCAGUUGGUUGACAAGAAAAAAGAAAUGUAUUGGAGUCCAGUUGAUGUUUAUGUUGGUGGUGCUGAGCAUGCUGUUCUUCACUUGCUUUACUCCAGAUUUUGGCACAAGGUUCUUUAUGAUAUUGGCAUUGUGUCGACAAAAGAACCAUUUAAAUGUGUCAUAAACCAAGGGAUCAUCCUUGGAGAAGUACAAUACAUGGCUUCCAAAGAUAAAGAUGGAAAUUUUGUGUCAGCAGAUUCCAUUCAUGCAUCAGGAGAUCAUAAGCAAGAAAGGAUACCCGAUGAGAAAGUUACUAAAUCCGGUGCUUCAUUCGUAUUAAAAGACAACCCUAACAUCAAGUUAAUUGCUCGGGCCCACAAGAUGAGUAAAAGUAGGGGAAACGUGGUGAACCCCGAUGAUGUUGUGUCCGAAUAUGGUGCAGACUCUCUUAGACUUUACGAAAUGUUCAUGGGCCCAUUAAGGGACUCGAAAACAUGGAAUACUAGUGGGAUCGAAGGCGUUCAUCGAUUUUUAGGAAGAUCUUGGAGAUUAAUUGUGGGGUCACCUUUAUCCGAUGGAACAUAUAAAAAUCAAACAUUGGUAGUUGAUGAAAAUCCCUCUCUAGAUCAACUUAAAUCGUUACAUAGAUGUAUUGAAAAGGUGACGGAUGAAAUUGAAGCCACACGAUUUAACACCGGGAUCUCUGCAAUGAUGGAGUUCGUUAACACUGCAUAUAAGUGGGAUAAACUUCCGAAAUCAAUAGUGGAACCAUUUGUAUUGUUGCUAUCACCAUAUGCACCACACAUAGCUGAGGAGCUAUGGUUUCGGUUAGGGCAUUCGACUUCAUUGGCAUAUGAGUCUUUCCCGAAGGCUAAUCCGGCUUACUUAAAAGACACCACAAUAACUCUACCGGUUCAGAUCAAUGGGAAAACAAGAGGCACUGUACAAGUUGAAGUAAUCUGCACAGAAGAGGAAGCUUUUAAAUUGGCUUCUCUUGAUCAGAAAUUAUCAAAAUAUCUCGAGGGCAAAAUCGUCAAAAAAAGAGUUUAUGUUCCUGGCAAGAUUUUGAAUGUCAUUUUGGAACGUGAAACCAACAAAGUUGCUUCUCGAUAGAGGUUUUAUGUUCAUUUUGGAGUGUGAGGAAUUUAAAUUUUGAAUUAUUUGAUUCUAACAGUUUUUUCAAUUAUAAACUAUGUGCACUUUUAAAUGGACAUUGUUGUUGCUUUUAGAAGUUUGGAUGGAUAUCAUCAGUUUGUAUCUGUAAUGUACAUGGCAAUAGAAAGAAAGAAAGCUGAUCUUCCAUUGACUUUUA